Molecule: messenger RNA, 2781 nt
Organism: Clupea harengus (Atlantic herring)
Lineage: Eukaryota; Metazoa; Chordata; Actinopteri; Clupeiformes; Clupeidae
Gene: abhd3
Product: abhydrolase domain containing 3, phospholipase
Biological process (GO): phosphatidylcholine metabolic process; medium-chain fatty acid biosynthetic process; medium-chain fatty acid catabolic process
Molecular function (GO): acetylesterase activity; A2-type glycerophospholipase activity; glycerophospholipid phospholipase A1 activity
Source: RefSeq, a predicted model, not a curated record
GCGCCGUUCCCCUUGACUCUCCUCUGCUCAAUUGGACACGGACCCGGCAAAGAGGCGUUGAUUGUCUCUGCAGCUACCAAAAGCGCGAGGUAACAGGGACCUGGCAAUGAUCUCACUGGAGCUCAAUUUCAAUGUUUUGACAAGGGAUCUGUCACAUUAUCUGGAAAACCAAGUUAAAGUUGGGCUUUUCGGUUCUGGAGUAGGAUUGUCACUGGUGCUCGGCUUCAGCGCAGCGUAUGCCUGCUACUACUUGAUCUCUGUAGCAAAGAAGCCAAAGCUCGUUGUCGGUGGAGAAAAGUUCAACACAUUCCUGAAGGAGCAAUGCCCUGUGGUGUCAGAGACGUACUACCCCACCUUCUGGUGCUGGGAGAGCCGGGUUCAGACGCUGCUUAGACCCUUUGUCACAGCAAAACCUGGGGUCAGCUAUCGGAAUGAGCUGAUUAGGGCUCCAGAUGGAGGCCAGAUUUCUUUGGAUUGGUUCGACAACGAUGAGAGCGGCCCUUACCCCGACACGUCCGUGCGGCCCACCAUCCUACUGCUUCCAGGCCUGACCGGCACCAGCCGAGAGUCCUACAUCCUGCACAUGGUCCAGCAGUGCCGUGAUCUGGGUUAUAGAUGUGUGGUGUUCAACAACAGAGGGGUCUCUGGAGAGAAGCUCUUGACCCCAAGGACAUACUGUGCAGCCAAUACAGAGGACUUGGAGAUGGUCAUCGGUCACCUCCACCGACUGCAUGAGAAUGCCCCCAUCAUGGCUGCUGGGGUGUCUAUGGGGGGGAUGAUGUUGGCCAACUACCUGGGCCGCAAGGGACGAGAGACCUGUUUGAAGGGAGUUGUAGUCUUCUCAGCUGGCUGGGAUGUGUUUGAGUGCACCGCUUCACUAGAGAAGCCCCUCGACAGAUUCCUCUUCAACUCCUACCUCACCAGUUGCCUGCAGGCUUCCGUGGAUCGCCACCGACCUGUUUUUGAGAAGCAUUAUGAUAUUGAUCAUGUGAUGAGGGCCAAGACUAUACGAGAGUUUGAUGAGCGGUUCACCUCCAGAAUGUUUGGCUACCCAACCAAUGAUGACUACUACAGAGAUGCCAGUCCCAUCCACAGGCUGAAGUCAGUGCAGGUGCCAAUGCUGUGUCUGAAUGCAGCUGAUGAUGUCUUCUCCCCAAACCAUGCCAUUCCAGUGGAGGCGGUGAAGCAGAACCCUAACCUGGCCCUCCUGAUCACCUGUCACGGGGGCCACAUCGGCUUCCUGGAGGGCAUGUGGCCCCGCCAGAGCACUUACAUGGAUCGUGUGUUCAGGCAGUUUGCCAAGGCCGUCGUCGAGCAUGGUGGCAACUUGAGAGACCUCUAACACCCGGGACCCGGCAACAGCACCUCCUCUCUCCUCCCAUUCUCCGGGAACAGCACCUCCUCUCUACUCCCAUUCCCCUCUGCCAUGAGCAAAAAAAUGUCCAAAACAGAGCAUUUUCUAAGGGCACAUUGUGUUUAAAAGAGUUCAUGCGGUUUCUUCUUUGUUGUUGUUGUUUGUUUUUGUUGUUUUUAAUUGUCGUUCCUUUGUUCACUUGUGCAUUUCAACUCUGUCCAACAUGUGUUCAUUCAUCAUGUGUUGAGAGUCAGUUUUUUUUCCCAUUCUGGUUUCCAUUUUGGCGCCUUUUUCAGUGUUCCCAUUUAUGCCUUUAAUAGCAAUGGCGGAGAUUCUCAAAAGAGAUACAAACCAACUGUUGGAUGAUAUCAGAACCAGCUGUAUUUUUACAGUUACAUCAGACUGAACUUAAUUGGACACGAACCUUUAGACACCAGGGAAAGGAGCAGGACCUAGAUAGAGGAAUCCAGAGGCAACCAGAGAGGAAUCAUCCUGUGGAUUGACUAUUUUAGAAGUGCACAUAGAGCCACUCUCGGCCCUGUGUGUUCCUAAACUAAUUCUGUCUGUUGCGUUAUGUCUGUACAGUAGCUUUUGUAGCCCCUCAGGGAUUUGAUUUAUGAACUCAUGUAGGUCCAUGUCUUAUUUUCUAAAAAGAAAAAACAAAGUUUUAUCUAAUAGACCACUAUAUAUUAUGCAUGCACUUUCCCCCCACUCAUUCAAGCUGUGUGGACAUUGAAUAGCUUUUUAAUGUAUAGUGCAUUUUGAAUAUAACUAAAUACUGACAAGGAAUGUGAAAUUGCACUAUUUUUAGUUAUGCGCCCCCAUACCUCAAACUCUCCAAGCGGAGACGUUGACCUUUGCAGCUGUAAAGUCCCCAUAAACCCACAGAUAAAUAUGACAUGAGUAGAUACUUUUCUCCUUGCUGACAGGUCGGCAAAGCCUUAAACCUACUGCUAGCUUGAUUAAUAUCCUUUGGGGUUGUAGCUGGGUUAGGUUGAAAUCACAGUAACAUAGAUGCUAUUCUCCCAAGCUAAACCAAUUGUGAUCGCAACUCAAAAAUGUAUUCGCUUUGUCAUGCAUAUGCGACUGUCAAAACUUUGCAGGAUUGUGACUUUUCCCCUUGUGGAUCUUGUGUAUCUCAUCUUGCUUCUUAGCUUUUGGACAAUUGAGUAGCAUGAGCCAUCACCUCCCAGAUUGUCUUGAAUCGUAUUACUAAUGUUACAUAUCUAAGAACCUGUAGCACAAAGGUCAUAAUUUUCCAUCAAAAUGUCUGUCCUUUUAUAGAUCCAUAAAAGGAUGUUCUGUUUAACAUGUGCAAGCAAUAAGAUUUUAAUAUAAAAUGUACUGUAUAUGUAGCCUGGGUAUGUGUACAUCCACAUGUGCAUAUAUGCCCAUGUCUUAAAAUAAAUGAUGAACUCUUUAAAGCA